AUGCACAAAACAAUAAAAGUGAUUAUCUUAAAGAACCAGAACAACUUCGACCUUUUUUUUUUAUAUCAUUCUUUCUUUCUUUCUUUCUUUCUUUCUUUCUUUCUUUCUCUCACUUUCGUUCUUUUGGUUUCUCUCGAUAUUUUCUUUUUUAAUUUGUUCUUGUCUAUUGAUCUUGUUUCUUCUUUUCUCUCUUUAAUAUUUGCCUCUCUCUCUUUCUCAUUUUUGUUAAUCUUUUAUCUUUUUGUCUGUUAUCGUUUUAAGUCCCCUCUCUCUCAGUUGCUUUUUUUUCCUUUUUGUUUACUUCAUUCUCUUUUGUUCUCUUCUGUCCCUCUUUUUCUCUUCUUUGUUCUCUUCUGCCUCUCUCUUUUUAUUCCCUUCUACCUCACUCUUUCUAUUUUUUGUUCUGCCUCUCUUUUUCUCUUGCGUGUUCUCUUCUUCCUCUCUCUCUAUUUUUGUUCACUUCUCCAUCUCUCUUUCUCUGUUCUCUUCUACCUCUUUUUCUCUUCUGUCAUUCUCUUUCUCUUUUUAAUGCCUUUCUGUCUCUCUUUUUCAUUUACGUGUUCUCUUCUACAUCUCUCUUUCUCCGUUUGUUCUCUUCUACUUCUCUCUUUCUCUUGUUUGUUCUCUUCUACUUCUCUUUUUCUCUUGUUUGUUCUCUUCUACUUCUCUUUCUCUUUUUUGUUCUCUUUUACCUCUCUCUUUCAUUGCCUUUUUUUUUCGUUUAUUUCUUUUAAUCUCUUCUCUCUUACUCUGUCGCUUGUUUUUAUUUCUUUGAUAUUUACGUCCCUUCUCUCAUUUCUUAUUUCUCUCUUUAUUUCUCUUUCUUAUUGUUUGUUUGUUUCUUUCUUUUUUGUUUCUUUCUUAGUCUGUGUUUGUCCCUACCAUUUAACUCUCCUCUCUUCUUUCUCAUUCUUUUUCGAUUAA
This is a messenger RNA of Acanthosepion pharaonis, 924 nucleotides long. NCBI's taxonomy places the organism in Eukaryota, Metazoa, Mollusca, Cephalopoda, Sepiida, Sepiidae. The record is from the annotation of a GenBank genome assembly.